AUGCCAGAAGCCAACCAGCCGUCUGCCGGCGGUACUGAGCGUCUUGACAUACCUCACAACAAUGUCUCGUCGCAGUCGGUCGCAAUUCGCGAAAGCUCGCUCGAGUCGUCGCAAUCUUCGCAAUCAUCGCUGGGGAACGAUUGGUCCUCUGCGCAUCAGUCCGAACCACCGCGAGAAACUGGAUUGUACAGAGCCGGAGCCUUGGCGAAUCGUUCAGAGAACCGAAUAACCCCGCAAUUCGCGAGCGUAAAAAACGUCGGUAUUCCAUCUGCUGCGGUUACAGGCAUUACGUCUGAUGGCCUAAUCAACGGCGAGCAGUCAUAUACUGGCGCAUCUUCCUCGUCGAACAGCAGUGAGGAGAAGAGCCUUGCCGAGGCGGCAACAGCAGUGGCAGGGACGAGCGAAGCAGCGACGAUCCCGACAGCGGCUGGUGAUGCGGCAGCAGUAGUGAGGGACGCGAUUGGGGAGAUGGAAGAGGGGAGUGUGGGUGGCGUACCGGGCGGGGAAGGCGUGGGGGUUCAGUUGCAGCAGGCGCAGGCGCAGUUGCAAGCGCAGCUUCAGGAGCAGCUGCAGGCAUUGGAGAACCUGAUGUCGCUGCUCGGCCUAGGCGUCGCUUCUGCUGCGAAUUCGCGGAGACCUGCGGAGCCGGGGGAAGAGUGGGGGGAUAGCGGAAGCGGAACGGCGGAUUGGGUCGGCGGACGAGAGGAGCGCGCGCGUCGGAAAAGAGAGAAGCUGGCCAUGGCGCGUGCAGCGAGCAGGCUAAAGAGCAUAAGUGUUGCGAAUAUGGACAAUAAUACGAGGAGCAUCGGAUUUGGCAGCAGCGGCAGCAGUAGCGCCAUGGGUGACAGUGACGGGAGCGACAGUAGCAGGGACAAAAAUACGGCAUUAGGGUUCACUGGCACAGGGAGUCAGCCGGUGUCGACUCGACCCUUCGAGAAUCGAAGUAAGCAGUACCAAGACGAUCCUGCCAGUCAGCAAUCUUCCCCCCUCGCUUCUCCCGCGGCCUCGAGCGUUACUUCGUCCACCCCUUCCCCGUUCGCCUCCCCCUCGGGCGCGGAAGCAGAGGGCGCGGAGCGGAAGGUUCUAGAGCGCGCAGUGGUGGAGAUGGCGUUGCUGCAGGAGGUGUCGCGCGGCGGGAUCGAGGGCUCGACUCUGGAGGAAGAGUGGGGGGAGCUGCGCCAGGCAGUCAGCCAGGACCCGCAACUCUCGCGACUCUAUAACGAGUACGCGCGCGACGCGCUUCUGGCGCGGGAAGAGCAGCGGCGGCAGGAGGCGGGCGGGGGAAGGUGGAAGGUGGACGCGCGGGGGAGGAGGAUCAGGAAGCGGAGACGGGGGCGGAAGGCGGAGGCGGAAGGGGAGGAGGGGAUGAGCAGCAAGGCGCGGACGGAGGAGAGGCUGCGGCGGUGGAGGGCGGGGGUGGUGGCGGCGGCGACUCAGAGCACAGUGGUGGAGGUGGCGACGAUGGUGGUGCUGAUGGUGCUGCCCAUUGCGGCAGGCGCGUUUGUGUAUGUGAACGUGCAGGAGUGGCUCAAGGCCGUGGCGCCCCAGCCUGCCGUUGUGGAGAAGGAACCCUGGUGGAUGCUGUUUGGCCCAGCAGCCAGUGCAGCGGGCACAGUGUUUGGAAUGGCAGGGCUGGGCUUCGCAGCCAAGACAGCCGCAGCGGCGCCAGUGGCCGUGGCAGUGGUGCCGCAGAUGGACGCCCUCUGGCGCUCCUUUGGAGGCGCUAGCCUGGUGGCGCUGUACUGGCGCACGCUGGUGUUUGGCAAGACGUUUCGCAGCAUAGAGUGGGACCUGGAGGCAUACGAUGCGCCCAACGGCAACAUGAAGUCCAUCACCAUCCGUGUGCCCUCCCUCGUCAGUCUCAACCCCACUUCUCACUACUCCACUACUGGAACCCGUGCCUUGUUAUCUAUUGCUCCCUGGAAUGCAGUGCGCACCAAGAUAGCACUGGCGAAUGGCCUUGCGGGCGCCAGUGAGGUGGAGCAGCUGGCGCUGUGGAUCCCCAACUCUGGGGACUUUGUGGAGCCCCUGCGCCUGGCCAAGGACCUGGCGCUGAUCCCGGACUUUGGCUUUGUCAUCUGGUCGCGCACACCUGCCUCCCUGCACUGCCUGCCCUCCCGCGCUGCCAAGACCAUGCCCUCACCCACUGCUGCAGCAGGGUCAGCUGGCGCUUCUGGGGGUGGAAGUAGCAAGGCCACAGCGGCUGGUGCUGCCAUUGGAGGGAAGGCUGGUGGUAGCGACACCAAUCAGCUGCCAUUCACAGCAACCAUAAUGGAAGCUUCUGUCUCCCGCCUCUUGCCCUCCAGUAAAUCAGAGCAGGAUGGAGGACGAGGGGGAGAAGGGAUGGAGCUGGGAGAAACGAGGCAGGGAGGAACUGGAGAGGAAGUGAGGAGGGAGGAAGAACCACGAGUGCUGGCAAUGUCUGAAGACGAACAGGAUGAGUUGAUUGAGAGGGCAGCUCGUUCGUCUUCUUGUUUUGUCGCUCAAGACAUGGCGGCUAUAGAUCAGACCGAAACAGAGACGAACACAGCAGCGGCGGAGAAGACGGAGACAGGAGGAGCGGCGACGGAGAGCGAAGCGCUGGUGAAGCAUCCGCUCGAGCACCGCUGGACGCUCUGGUUCGACAACCCGCAGCAACGCGGGAAAAGCGGCGGCUCGUGGGGUAGCUCGCUCCGCGUGAUCUUCACUUUAUACAACAACAUAGUGCAGCCGAGCAAGCUGAUGAACAAGGCGGACAUGCAUCUGUUCAAGGAGGGCAUUCAACCCAAGUGGGAGGACCCCAAGUGCGAGAAGGGCGGCUCCUGGACCAUCCCGUGCUCGCGGAGCAAGGAGUACCUCGAUAACAUGUGGCUGCACUUGAUGCUGGCGAUGAUAGGCGAGCAGAUUGACGAGGGCAACGACAUCUGUGGCGCCGUGGUGAGCAUCCGACCAAACAAGGACAGAGUGGCGCUCUGGACUAAAUCCGCUGCCAGCGAAUCCAUUCAGACGAGCAUUGGCAAGCAACUGAAGGAGAUUCUGGGCGUGACGGAGCAAAUCGGGUUCUCUUCUUUUGCGGACCAGAAAGGGUCAAGUGCGAGGCCGACGACAGAGUCGAGCAAGAAGAAGCGAAGCCCGUCGCCCAAUGACAGGAAGCGGUCAGCGACGCCCGAGACGACGAUGCUGUACGUGGGCUGCCUCACGCGCAACGUCAACCAGGACCACCUGCGGGAAAUAUUCGGGCUGUACGGCGAGCUGAGCAAGGUGGAGAUUGCUAUGGACCGCGUCGUGAAUCUGCCCAAGGGCUACGGGUACGUGGAGUUUAAGAAGCGUGCCGAUGCGGAGAAGGCGCGCCUGCACAUGGAUGGGGCGCAAAUCGACGGCAGUGUGGUGAGCGCGCAGUUCGUGCUCGCGCCAAAGCCCCUCCCCCCCUCGCAGGCAGCGCAGUGCCUCUCCCCCUCGCCGCGUGAGAAGCCCUCCCAGACGCCGCUCCCCCAUCCCCUUCCGCGGCCGCAGGUACCGCCCUCUCCCUUCUCCCCAUCCUCCCCACCCCCCCCCUCCCCACACUCCCCACCUUCCCUACCGUCCCCACCCCACGCACCCUUCUCACCCUUCCCUCCCUCCCACCUUUUCCACCCUCCCGCGCCACCGCCCAUCCCACCCUCUCCGCAACCUCCUCACAUUGCUCACCCACCUUCCACGCUUUACCCACCUUCCACGCUUUACCCACCUUCCACGCUUUACCCACCUUCCACGCUUUACCCACCUUCCACGCUUUACCCACCUUCCACGCUUUACCCACCUUCCACGCUUUACCCACCUUCCACGCUUCACCCACCUUCCACGCUUUACCCACCUUCCACGCUUUACCCACCUUGA
Molecule: messenger RNA, 3855 nt
Organism: Closterium sp. NIES-65
Lineage: Eukaryota; Viridiplantae; Streptophyta; Zygnematophyceae; Desmidiales; Closteriaceae
Source: the annotation of a GenBank genome assembly